Achroia grisella is the source of this 1071-nucleotide messenger RNA. RefSeq lists its product as uncharacterized. NCBI's taxonomy places the organism in Eukaryota, Metazoa, Arthropoda, Insecta, Lepidoptera, Pyralidae. The transcript is spliced from 2 exons. Gene Ontology annotation, molecular function: DNA binding. Bases 117 to 854 code for a protein of 245 amino acids. The record is from RefSeq and is a predicted model, not a curated record. Gene Ontology annotation, cellular component: nucleus; transcription regulator complex. Gene Ontology annotation, biological process: regulation of transcription by RNA polymerase II.
ACACCUGCGCGAUGCAAGCAAUAUUUAGUUAUGUUUCGGCCACGUUGCUGUACAGUAUCGAAACGUAAUGUGCAAAUACGAAGCACUUGUGUUAUUCAAUAAAACACCAUAUCAAUAUGGAGCCAGAGUUUAAUUCAAUAGACCCGGAACCAAGGAACGGUGGUAUUUUUACUUUUACAAAAGGUGAAGAAAUUAUAGACUUCGUUCGUGAAGUGAAAAAAAGGCCGUGUUUAUAUGAUAAUACACUGAAAGAGUAUUCAAAUGCGGCAUAUACAAAGCCGGCUUGGAGGGAAAUAGCUUCAAAGUUGAAUACCACAGCAACCGAUUGCAAAGAGAAAUGGAGGAAAAUCCGCGUCGCGUUCAUGAGAUCUGUCAAACAGUUUCAGAGCAACAACCCACCAAAUCGACCAUACUGGUUGGCUGACCAUUUGCAAUUCCUUAUACCAUUCAUGCAUAUGUACAUGAAAUCGGGAGAUAAAUCGAAAAAUACGAAGCGCAGAUCUGAUUUGAUAGACAUGGAGACUAUAGUGAUCAAACAAGAGGAUGAUAGUGAUUUGGAAGCUGUGGAUGAUGGUAUAGAAGAUAGAGUUGAUUAUGUUAAAGAUAAAACCGGAAAUGGUGAAGUUAGUGGUGGUGUUGUAGAUAUUUUUAAUUCAUCAGAGUGUAAUAUGACCGCACCUCAUAGAGGAUUUAAAAGGCAUCAUGAGUUUGGAGAAUACAGUGCUAGGAAAAUGUUCCUUUUAAGUUUACUACCAGAGAUAGAAUCGUUUAAUCAGCAAGAAAUGAGGUUAUUUAGAAGACAUAUAGUUAAUGUAGUAGACAAUAUUUUAACUAGACGAGACGACAAUAGUUGAUAAGUUAUCAACUAUUAAGUAAUUUAUUUAAAUUAAAACUGUUUCAAACUUUAUAGUACAUAGUUGUUUAUAAUUGUACACAUUAUAGUUAGCCCCGGUAGUCUAGCUAUUUAGCACACCGCCAUAUUUCCGACUUUCCUGGGUUCGAUUCUUCGAACAAUACAAGUAUUUGUAAUCAUGAGUAUGAUUGUUUAUGUUUGGGUGUAUUCUAUGUAAU